Messenger RNA from Girardinichthys multiradiatus, 1137 nucleotides. It is a transcript of the gene arfrp1, whose product is annotated as ADP-ribosylation factor related protein 1. Gene Ontology annotation, biological process: Golgi to plasma membrane protein transport; intracellular protein transport; protein localization to organelle. Gene Ontology annotation, cellular component: Golgi apparatus. Lineage: Eukaryota; Metazoa; Chordata; Actinopteri; Cyprinodontiformes; Goodeidae. The transcript is spliced from 7 exons. The record is from RefSeq and is a predicted model, not a curated record. Bases 240 to 845 code for a protein of 201 amino acids. Gene Ontology annotation, molecular function: GTPase activity; GTP binding.
GAUUAUGCGCCUUUACGCUAUUUGUUAACCUCCAAGAAGAAGAAGAAGAAGAAGAAGGGGGAAGAAAGAAGAAGAAGGCAGUCGUAUCUGUUUUCUAAUGUUUAUUAGACCUCUUUACGGCAAUGAGGCCGUUUUAACCGACCAAGUUUUCUGUAUAUAAUGAAGUCUGAGUGAAGCCGGUUGCCGUGUCGAGCUAAUAGCAGGAGUUGUUGAGCAGUACUAGUUACAGCUGAUCUAAAAUGUACACUUUGUUAUCUGGAUUGUAUAAGUAUAUGUUUCAGAAGGACGAAUACUGCGUGUUGAUUCUGGGUCUGGAUAACGCAGGAAAAACGACCUUUCUGGAACAGACCAAGACUAAGUUCAGUAAAAGCUACAAGGGAAUGAAUCUGUCCAAAGUUACAACAACAGUUGGUUUAAACAUUGGCACAAUUGAUGUUGGGAACGCUCGCCUAAUGUUCUGGGAUCUGGGAGGCCAGGAGGAGCUACAGUCUCUGUGGGACAAAUACUAUGCAGAGUCUCAUGGAGUCAUCUAUGUGAUUGAUUCAACUGAUGAAGAGCGUCUUUCAGAAUCAAAGGAGGCCUUUGAGAAAAUGAUCUGCAGCGAGGCAUUGGAAGGUGUUCCACUCCUUAUUCUUGCCAACAAGCAAGAUGUACCGAACUGUUUGUCAGUACCAGACAUCAAAACAGCCUUCAGUGACUCCGCACCAAAGAUCGGCAAGAGAGACUGCUUAGUGCAGCCGUGCACUGCCCUCACAGGGGAUGGUGUGAAUGAAGGCAUUCAGUGGAUGGUGAAGUGUGUGAUGAGGAACAUUCACCGGCCGCCCAGACAAAAGGACAUCACCUAAACUAUCGUUGACUCCACACAUUUUGGAAGUGGUCUGGGUUUUGGACAUAGACAUUCCAUGCGAUCCCUUGAGUUAAUGACAUUCUUUUUUUUUUUUAUUGAACGAGUUUGAAGUUUUUCUCUUUGAAUUUAAUUGCAGUGACUGAGCAGGUUAACCUUGCACUGUGAACUCAGGAUGAUGUAUUGCGUAGAGAUCAAUAGCCUACUGCAGUCAGUUUAGCUUCAAAGACAGAACAUAAACAUUGAUAUGUCACUCCUAAUGUAAAUACAUAAAGUUUUGAUUACCUUAGGCA